Diprion similis is the source of this 1248-nucleotide messenger RNA. Its product is annotated as juvenile hormone acid O-methyltransferase-like. The coding region runs from base 129 to 959 and encodes 276 amino acids. The transcript has 6 exons. Lineage: Eukaryota; Metazoa; Arthropoda; Insecta; Hymenoptera; Diprionidae. The record is from RefSeq and is a predicted model, not a curated record.
GUCACUACUAGCAGGAAAAAUCUCUGUCUUCGCUGACUCUCCUUGCUGAUUAGUUCGCCAGUCCGCGAACAGUGCUCAAGACAGACUGAUUCAGGACCUUGCUAGUGAGAAGAGUGAGUUUUAAGACGAUGUUCAAACCAGCUCAGUACUCUGCAAACGACGAACUGCCGCGUCACGAGACCACCGAAUUCAUUCAGGAGUAUUCCAAUGAAAUUGGUCAAAUGUCAGGACGGUGCCUUGAUGUCGGAUGCGGACCCUGCGACCUAGUCAUCGAAUCUCUCCUUCCAAUACUGAAUCCAAAGUCUACCGUCGUCUGCUCGGACGUUUCCAAGACCAUGUUGGACUACGCAAAAGAAAAAUACGGCACCAACGACCGGCUAUCCUUUCUCCAGCUGGACAUCGAGUCCUUGGCGCUGGAAAAAGAUCUAAUUGAACAAUUCGAUCACGUUACGUCGUUCUAUUGCUUACACUGGUGCCAAGACAUGCGUCAAGCCUUGGAGAACAUCUUUGAUCUGCUUCGUCCUGGAGGUACGGCCUUCUUGACCUUCGUGAGCAAUUUUCCUUGCAUGGACGCAUACAAGGUGCUGGCGACUAUCCCUCGAUACCAGCGAUACAUGACGGAUGCGGACCGUUUCAUUCCAGUAUUUCAGCACGCAGAACGUCCGCGCGAGUCCUUGAAAAAGCUACUUCAAGAUGUCGGCUUUGAGGUCUGCCACUGCAGUAGCAGAGAAAAAACUUACAUUUACGAAAGUCCGGAUGCUUUCGCCAAAUUCAUGGUAUCUGUGAACCCCUUCAUGCACCGCAUGCCGGCUAAACUACAGCAGGAGUACGAAAUAGACCUGGACAUAGAAGCAAGAAAGCACACAUUCACCCUCAACACGGAUAGAAAUGACGAUUAUCAGAUACUGUCCAGACGUCAAACCUUCGUAGUUUACAUGAAAAAGCCAUUGGUCUACUGAUAGACAACCGAAUAAAUAACAAAAUCGCUGAUUGUAUGUAGUUAUAUUCCUUGUUAUAUCGUAGUAAAUAUAUUCUGAGGAUUAAAGUGUGCCAUGUAACAAAAUCCUAUCCCAUAAUUAAUAUCUGCAACAUCAGUGAGAUGUGACUCUCGGAGAAAGUUGGCAAGUCGGUGAUUAUUCGUCUGAUUAUCAGAUGUGGUAGUGACUGGCCAUUCUAAAAAUUGUCAAGAUCACGGUUACGCGAAAAUAAAAAUUAGAUAUCGUAUAUGACUUGCCAGAGUGAAUGUAA